AUGAGAAGAUUAAGCAGUUUGUUUUCCUCCUUUUGGACCACCAAGAAAGAAUCAUCAACCACAGAGCCCUCCGAUGGUCAUCUCGACAUUUCGUUUGAACCUGUCUACACCAAUAACAACAACAACAACUCACAAGGAGCCAUUCUUCGUAGCAACAAGAAUUUACAACUCUCUCCUCAAGAACAAGAACUUGUCGAAUUCAGUGAAAAGAUUGUCGAUCUCGUUUUCGUUUGUGACAAUACAGGUUCCAUGUCGGGUGAGAUCAAUGUAGCCAAAGAUACCAUUCAAACCAUUAUUACUUCACUACAUGAUCAUUUCAAGUCAGAUUUGAGAUUCUCUGCUGUGAGUUAUCGUGAUCAUAGUGACGACUAUGCUGUGAAAGAAUUUCCAUUCACUCGGAAUGUUCAGGUUGCCAAAUCCUACAUUCAAGAAAUGUUUGCAGAAGGAGGUGGAGAUUAUCCAGAAGCUUUGGUGAGUGCUUUAAAAGUCGUCUCUGAAAUGCCAUUCAAUAAGAAGGGAAAGAAGAUUGUCAUUUGGAUUGCUGAUGCUCCUCCACAUGGAAUGGGAGCAAGUGGUGAUUCGUAUCCAGAGGGAUGCAAAGAUGAGAAUAAUCAAGUCAUUGACUGGAUCAAAUUGGGAGAUUACUUGAUGGAGAAGGGAUGUGUGUUUUAUACUUUAAUUUGUGAGAGAUCACAAAAUGAUCAACAACUCACUCUCUUCAUGGAUUAUCUUGCAACGAAAACUCAUGGAAAAUGUCUCUUGUUGACCAAUGCGAAUAAGGUUCCAAAUAUAAUUAUCAAUGGAUGUAUUGAAGAUGAUGAAAUGGAUAAACUUAUUGCAGAGAAGAUUAAGGAAAUUGGUGAAGAGAGAGCCAAGCAAAUGAAAGAGGAAGAACUUGCAGAACAGCUUCAAAAGUUGACAGAGAAUCACAAGGUGCAACAAGUCCAAACCUAUGAAGUGAUUUCAAGUAAUACGAAACAAUUGUUGGAAUGUGAUUCUCUUUCUAAGGUAGAUCGUAACUUGUACUGCAAUGCUUCGAAUAGUGUGAAAAAGAGUGGAGUCUCACGGACCGAUGAGACACAGUUCAAUUAUGGAGAGGUACUUUGCGAGGCACCAAGUUACAGCCAAGUCUAUAAAGCUUGUAAGAGAUGGAAGUAA
Molecule: messenger RNA, 1158 nt
Organism: Naegleria fowleri
Lineage: Eukaryota; Heterolobosea; Eutetramitea; Acrasida; Naegleriidae
Exons: 1
Coding region: 1-1158 (385 amino acids)
Biological process (GO): peptidyl-threonine phosphorylation
Cellular component (GO): cytoplasm
Molecular function (GO): protein serine/threonine kinase activity
Source: RefSeq, a predicted model, not a curated record